GGGCUUACACUUCAUCGACAUCUGCAGGCUUUCAGCCAAAUCUGUACAGUCUAGACAUCAGCGAUAAUAAGUCAGACGAGACGACUAAGCUGCCGGGCGGGCGGGCGCCCGACCAAGGAGUAAUAGAGAGCACAGCGAGUCCGUGAACGAGAGUGCGCGAUAGCAGAACGAACGAGAACGAGGCCGACGCCUCCCGGCCGUGCGUGAUGAUUGAAUGGUCAGCGUUUCGGGCGAUAGAGCGUGUCCCAGACAGAAGGUUGUCGGCGGUAGGUGGCAAGCAUGCGAAUGACGUCGACGGGAUGCAGCGCGAUGCUACGAGCAGAGCUCACGAACCAUCGCGCGAAGCAUCCGCCGGACCCGUGUUCGCAGGCGUCAGCGUCUCCUGUGACGCCUCCGCGCCCAGCUUUCCAUCUUCCCUGCUGCUCCCCACUGCAGUUGCGCUGCCCGACGUGGAAUCCACGAUAGCCUCCCCGCUCUGCGCCUCCCCCAGCCUCUCACCACCGUCCAGCUCCCCCAGAAUGCCGUCCGUCUCAGGGUUCCAGUUCGCCAGCGUCAGCGAGAGCCGCGACGGCCGCCGCUCGCUCCGCGGCCGCAGCACCGGCGAGCGACGAGGGUCCGUAGCAUGCCCGUCCUCGGA
Fomitopsis serialis is the source of this 637-nucleotide messenger RNA. RefSeq lists its product as uncharacterized. The transcript has 2 exons. The record is from RefSeq and is a predicted model, not a curated record. Lineage: Eukaryota; Fungi; Basidiomycota; Agaricomycetes; Polyporales; Fomitopsidaceae. Bases 280 to 465 code for a protein of 61 amino acids.